This is a messenger RNA of Fragaria vesca subsp. vesca, 670 nucleotides long. RefSeq lists its product as uncharacterized. The transcript is spliced from 2 exons. The record is from RefSeq and is a predicted model, not a curated record. NCBI's taxonomy places the organism in Eukaryota, Viridiplantae, Streptophyta, Magnoliopsida, Rosales, Rosaceae. Bases 90 to 566 code for a protein of 158 amino acids.
UGGAUGGCGGCCAAUUCGAAUUCGAUCCAGACGGCUCAGAAUUCAAACGCUGGCAGAAAAUCUCCAACACCAAAUCCAGAGAAUGGUCAAUGGUAGCCAUCAGAGACUCCACCUCCUCCGUUUUCCCUCCAAUAAACCACGAAAACCUCCACCUCCCAACCUCCCCAUCACUCUCGUCUUCUUCCUCCUCCUCUCUCUCCUCGUUUUCUCCGUCCGAUUCCGACGAAUCGGGCCCGGUUUCGCCGACGAAGGUCAAUACCCAGGUCGGGAAAUGCAGUGAAUUGAGAAGCUGGGUGGGUCUUGGAGUUGGGUUGCUGCGUUCUAGAAUUUUGGGGAUUGGAGGGUUGGUUAAACGUUGGGGCUUUUCUUCUGGGUAUGUUGUGGCGGUGGUGUUUAUGGUGUGGUCGUUUUACUUGCGAGUGAAGCAGAGGCGGUAUCGGAGGCGUUGCGAGUUGGUGAUCAAGGAGAAAGAUGAGAAGAUUAGUAAGCUGCUGAACCAAAUCGCGCAAUUGAACGAAGUGCUGGUAGCUCGGCAUAGAGUUCUGGCUUCCAAACUGGCUAAUUGAGUGAAGACAUGUAGUGUUUUUAACUGCUGGAUUGGUCGAUUAGGAUGAUCAGUUUGAUAGCAGAGCUGAAAAUAUUGGGAGGUUGCAGACGCUACAAUGGAUGC